Pseudoliparis swirei is the source of this 4402-nucleotide messenger RNA. RefSeq names its product pleckstrin homology domain containing, family O member 1a (gene plekho1a). NCBI's taxonomy places the organism in Eukaryota, Metazoa, Chordata, Actinopteri, Perciformes, Liparidae. The record is from RefSeq and is a predicted model, not a curated record. Gene Ontology annotation, biological process: regulation of myoblast fusion. Gene Ontology annotation, cellular component: ruffle membrane; muscle cell projection membrane.
CCCACUUGUUGGGGUCUCUGUAACAUCCUCUUCGCUCCUCUUCGCUCCUCUUCACUUCUCUUCCUCUCGUUUCCUUACAUCUUCUCCUUGGUCUUGCUCUGGGAAAGUAGACCUCUGCAGGUCUCUGGUCUCUGUGACCCGGUUCUUGUGUCCUGGUUUCAGGGCCUCCAGGACUCGGUCCAGCAGGCAGUCCAGCAGCCGGACAAAGUGGGCUGGAUCAGGAAGUUCUGCGGUCGAGGGAUCUUCAGGGACCUGUGGAGGAACCGCUUCGUGGUCCUGAGAGGAGACCACCUGUACCUAUCUGACAAGGAGGUGAAGGAUGAGCGGCGGGCCCAGGAGGUCCUUCACCUGGCGGACUGCGAGCGCUCAGAGGAGCUCCGGAGGGCCAAGAGCCGGAGCAAGAAGAACCACAGCCGCUUCACCCUGCUGCGGGGCCCCGUUCCUAAUCUUGUGUUUCUGGCGGUGAGUCCGGAGGAAAAGGAAUCGUGGGUCAACGCCCUCAACGCGGCGAUCGUAAAAGCCAAGAACCGAGUUUUAGACGAGGUGACCAUCGAGGAGGACGGAGCGCUGCUCCAUCCCACCAGACACCGGGCCAGGGUUCCUUAUGGCCGCCGACUGCCGAGCAGAGGACACCUCCUGGCCGUGGCCUCCAGCUCCUCUCACGGCACGCUGAUCCUCGACCUCGUGGCGGAGGCGGACGGCUUCCUCCCGGACUACGAUGGCGACUCCCAGGAGUCAUGGGAGAACUUCCACCACGUCAUGCAGCGGGGAGGUUCCUGUGGAAGGCCGGCCGUCGUGGGAUCCCGGGGGGUCGGAGUCCGUCGGCGAGCCGGCACCGACGUGUCCAAGCUGCGGGUCGGCCCCAAGGAGCCUAAGACCAGCAGCCUGCCCCGGGGGGGCGAGCUGUCCUGGGGACAGCAGUCCUACCUGGAGGCCUCCAAGGUCCACAAGACCCAACAAGCGCAGGCCCUGAACGCACCGUCUCAAACGCCUCAGCCGGGGAGGAGGUUCAGCACACAGGGCCGAAGUCGCUGCUCCUCCAGACCGGCGAUGAUUCGCUCCGAGUUGCGCUCGGCUCUUCGGUGUCCGCCUGCAGAAGAGGCAGGGGGCGGGGCCUGGCUGCAGCCGGCGGGUCAGCUGCAGAGUCUCAUCGCUCAGAGGAUGCAGAGGGCUCAGGUGCUGCUUCAUGCACAAGUUCCUGGAGCCUUGCCCGUUGUCUUCUACUCACCUGACUGUAACCCAGAGUCUGUCUUCCAGGAGCUGCAGAAGGCCAAAGCAGAGAGGGAGCCAGGAGGCUCCACUUACCUGAAGGGCGUCGACUCCCCCCGCCUCCACCGCCUCAGGGGCUCAGGCUCGCCUCACUCCAGCAGGUCCUCUGGGUCUCCGAGGAGCAGGAGCAGCGACUCUCCUCGCCUCCGGGGGAAAGACUCCCCCCGUCUGAGAGGAAGAGAAUCUCCUCGGUCCAAAGCCAGGAGGACUCGCUCCAGAGGGUCCCAGUCGUCCGCCACUCAAGCCGACGACUCCCCUCAGCCGGCCGACGCUCUGCCGCCACCAGAGCCCGGCAGAGCCUCCGGCUCCUCUCGGCGCCGCCAGGAGGAGGAGUCCCGCGCCCAGACGGCCGCUGCACCGCCUCCGAGCACCGGGGGCUCCGCCUCCUCUCGGGUUCAGGGACUCAGGAAGCGAGGCGGGCUCUCCUCGCCGGGAGGACUCCCCCUCGGGUCCCUCCGGGCCAGAACCCCCGCCGAGCACCGCCCGCCUCCACCGGCCUCUCUGCCGGCGGAGGACGACCCGGAGGUGGAGAGGAGGCGCGAAGAGGCCGAGCGCCUCCUGGAGGAGGCCGUGUCGUCGUGGAAGGAGGCGCAGGAGGUCCUGCGGGAGGUGAAGCAGCUGCAGAGCCAGACGCUGCGGCGCAGGAGGAGCUACGAGAAGACGGAGGACACGCCCCCCUCGCCAGAGACACCGUGACGAAGAGGACUGUCCCUCGUCUCCAUGACAACAGACAGGUUCUCCCUGCUGGUUGCUUCUGGAAAGAAAACUUCAGGUUUUUUGGAAGAUGAAAAGAAUAAAAUACAUUUUGACUUUUUGCUGUCAACAUGUCUAAAGAGCACGGCGGCUGAGGAGAUCCUUUGUUUGUUUGUUUACCUUCAUGUGUUUGUUGACGUCUGAUGAGUGGAUUGAGCUGUUAGAUUUAUAUUUGUCUCUUUUUUAGAUUUCACGUUUUCAAACAUCAGGAAGUUUCACGUUUGACCAGAUGAAGAAGAAACGACACCGACGUCUUCCUCUGCAGCGCAACCUGUUGUUGUUGUGAUCAUCUUGUGAACUGUUGGACACUCCGUCUGGUUGAAGGGGUUCAGAGUUAACAGCAGGAUUCAUCAGGUCACUGAGUGUGAGUGUGUGUGUGUGUGUCUGUGUAUGUGUGUGUGUGUGUGUUGACUCGGAGCCCUGCAGCAUCUGUUCAAAACCUCGUCUCCAUCUUUCCUCUUUCUAUUAUUUAUUAGGGUCCUCUACUACGACUUCGUCGUAGAGGAACCGAUUGUAUUUCUAAGAGUUAUUAUUUCUCUCCACGGAAACCUCGACUGGCCGCAUACCUCAGACCGCAACCAAGUGAAAUUUCACACGCAUAUCAGAACUCAUGAAAAAUUUAUGAUUUUUUAGUUUUUGUCUUUGUUUAUAAAAAACUGUCUCUCUAGCGCCCCCUUGAGGUAGAAAGCUAAUACUUUUUUUCAACAAUGACCGAUUGACUUGAAAUUUGGUAUACAGGUUCACCUGGACCUGCUCUACAAAUAACUUCCAGCUGACCAUCAAAGGCGCCCACUUAGAUUUUCCGCCAUUUUGAAUUUAGUAAGAAAAACAAUUUUUCACUUUUUUCCAAAACGCUUUGUCUGAUUCAUCCGAAAAUUUCUGGGGUCCAUUAUUGGUUCAAUGUCAUCAGAAGUACUGAAAAUCUUGUUGAUAUCUCAUUGCAUUCAGAGAAUAUAGACCAAUGAACAUUCAAGGGGUGUGGCCUAAUAUUUGAAGUCACACAACUUCUCCAUUAUUUGGCCUAUCUUCACCAAAUUGCUAGCCUGUCAAUAUCGCAUCCCUUAAACUACUUAAUUUUUUUCAUAAUAUUUGAACAUUAGGGGGCGCUGCAAUAAAUCCCUCAAUAUCUGCAUUUUUUGCCUUUCUUCAUGUUUUGGGCAGUUGUAAAACUGUUAACUCCUCCUAGAGCUUACACCCGAUUCAUUCUAAACUUGCCCAGUAUGAUCUUGAGACCUUUGCCGUGAAAAAUCUUUGAAAGAUUUCGGUGGGUCGAACAUCAAAAAACACCAUUCGCCAUAAAAAUCCAAGUUGAUGUAACUCGCCCAUACAUUAUGUAAUCUGCUCCAUAUUUCUCAUAUCAUGGCAUACUGAGCUAAGGCUUUCACAUUCAUAUGCUAAUUUUUAACUAUGGUCUUAGCACCACCUAAUGGCAACAGGAAGUUACAUGUUUUCUACUUUUAUACCCUUCUCACAGAUUAUUCAGAUCCCUCUCAAAAUAUACCAGAAUAGAUGUAAAACCUUGAUAAUGCUUCCCUGUGAAGGUCGUAAUGACACGUUGAAGGCGAGUCGUAGCAUCAGCAAACUUUGAUCCUUCGCCGUGAACAAAUAAACAAUGUAAUAUGCUCGAAACGUGACUAAACUUGGCACACACAUUUAGAGUCAAAUAUGUAGUUACCUGAAAUGAUUUGAAUGCUUGGGAUUGACAAUAUGGCUCGAUAGCGCACCCUAGAAUGAAUUUUCAUUCAAAAGCCCACGUUUUUUGCCUCCAAUGACUAAUUGACUCGUAAUUCAGCAUACAUGUCCGGUUGGACCUGCUCUACAAAAAAUAUUAUUAUGACCAUAAGCUACGGCAACUUAGAUUUUCCGCCAUUUUGAAUUUUGUGAAAAACACUUUUUGUUUAACUCCUCCUAAACGCUUGGUCCGAAUCAUACAAAACUUGUUUUGAUUUAUUAUGGGUUCAAUGCCAUCAGAAAUCUUUGAAAGAUUGUUGAUAUGUCAUUGUUUUCAGAAGAUAUGGACCAAUGAACAUCCAAGGGGUGUGGCCUAAUAAGUAAAGACACCUAACUUCCAAAUCACCUUGACUAUCUUCACCAAAUUGCUCGCCAAUACAAGGACACCCUUAACGUACCUUAAUUGUUUCAUAAUAUUUGAACAUUAGGGGGCGCUACAAUCAAUCCCUCAAAAUAUGUUUUUUUGGCCUUUUUUCAUGUUUUUAGGGGUUGUAAAACAGUUAACUCCUCCUAGAGCUUAAAGCCGAUUCAUUCCAAACUUGGCCAGUAUUGUCUUGAGACCUUUGUUUUGAAAAAUCUUUGAAAGAUGUAAAAAAUAUUAAAGUUUGUGCGUUCUCCGGACCGGCAAAGAAACGCCAUUCGCCAUGAA